GAUGUUAGCCAUCCAUUUUUAUAAAUCAGUCGUCGUCGCCGUACCACCUCAGCGCAUCACUCAAACUCUUUAAAUACUCCCAACUCCCAAAGCACCAUACUGUCAUUUCUGUCUCCAAAAUCAGAAAGAAAGAAAGAGAGCAGAGAGAAGACGCCAUGAUGAAGCUCUCAUGCAUCUUCUUGUCGCUUGUGCUGCUCCUAGUCUUCCUCGCUGCAUCUGCCGAGUGCAGGUGUGAGAGUAUGACGAAAACCCAGUUGUCUGAUCUUGAGAAACCUUACAAUAACACUAAGCACCAAGCUCUCAAGUACAAGCUGGCGGCCAUCUUCUCCAUCCUCACCGCCAGCUUCCUUGGCGUCUCCCUCCCCAUCCUGGGCAAGAAGCUUCCCUCCCUCCACCCAGACAACCCCAUCUUCUUCCUCAUCAAGUCCUUCGCCGCCGGCGUCAUCCUCUCCACGGCCUUCGUCCACAUCCUCCCCGACGCCUUCUCCAGCCUCGCCAGCCCCGACCUCAGCGAGAACCCGUGGCACAACUUCCCCUUCGCGGGGUUCAUCGCGAUGCUCGCGGCGAUCGGGACGAUGAUGGUGGACACGUUCGCGACCAGCUACUUCGAGCGGUCGCAUUUCGGCAAGGCGGCGGACGAGCCGCCGCCAGCGGCAGGGAAGGGGGACGAGGAGAAGGACAUGCACGAGGGGCACGUGCACGUGCACACUCAUGCGACUCACGGACAUGCUCAUGGCUCCGCCCACGACUUCAAGUCUUCUGAGCUCACAAGGCAUCGUAUCAUUUCUCAGGUGCUGGAAUUAGGGGUGGUGGUCCAUUCGGUGAUUAUAGGAGUAUCACUAGGAGCAUCCGAUAAUCCUAGAACCAUCAAGCCUCUUGUGGCAGCACUGACCUUUCACCAGUUAUUUGAAGGCAUCGGACUUGGAGGGUGUAUUUCUCAGGCCAAGUUCAAGUCCCGGAAAAUAGCGGCGAUGGUGGCGUUCUUCUGCCUCACGACGCCAGUAGGAAUAGGAGUGGGAAUGGGGAUGUCAAGCAUGUAUCAGGAGGGUAAGCCGAGCGCUCUCGUGGUGGAAGGGUCGCUCAACUCUGCAUCGGCUGGGAUACUGACUUACAUGGCGCUCGUGGAUCUGAUUGCAGCCGAUUACAUGAACCCCAUCAUGCUCCACAAUCUCAAGCUCCAGAUGGGUGCAAAUCUAUCCCUCCUCUUGGGCUCUGCCUCCAUGUCUCUCUUGGCCACCUGGGCAUAGAAAACAGCAAAUGCACCUGUCUUUGUUUGUCCAAAUAAGAUCCUGCGAUCUUUUUGCAA
Syzygium oleosum is the source of this 1306-nucleotide messenger RNA. RefSeq names its product zinc transporter 8-like. Gene Ontology annotation, biological process: zinc ion transmembrane transport. The transcript has 2 exons. Lineage: Eukaryota; Viridiplantae; Streptophyta; Magnoliopsida; Myrtales; Myrtaceae. Gene Ontology annotation, cellular component: plasma membrane. Gene Ontology annotation, molecular function: zinc ion transmembrane transporter activity. Bases 156 to 1247 code for a protein of 363 amino acids. The record is from RefSeq and is a predicted model, not a curated record.